CGCACUAGAGCUCUUGCAAGGAAAAUGGCUGACGAAGCUAAUUUAGAGAAGGUAGCUCUGGAAAAUCGUGUGGAAAAUAUGGAAAAUACUUUGAAGGAAUUGAUGGCUUCCUUUCAAUCUCUUCAAGCAACCUUAGUCACAAAGGCACCUCUGACAACAAAUCCUUUAUUUGAAGGAAAUGUUCCGGUGGCAAAUCUCUCUGUAGCCACAUCUGCUUUAACUCUUGGGAAGGAGCCUAUGUCAUCUGGCCCUCCUGAUCCAAUUAUUGGUGGAACUUCUGGGACAAAACCAUUUGUUCUAAAUGCUGGUGUUGCUACAAUUCAGUCUAAUGGUCAAGAAGAGAUUCAAGUUGUCAAGUCAAUCACAGAGGAUGAAGACAAGGCAAUUAAAGCAAAGGUGCAGUUGAUGGAAGAAACACUAAAAUCGAUGCAAGGUGUCCAAACCAAUAAACCGGUUGACAUCUCAUCCUUGUGCUUUUUCCCAAACAUUCAACUGCCCCAUAAGUUUAAAUUGCCUGAGUUUGAUAAGUACAAUGGCACUGGUUGUCCUUAUGCCCACUUGACAAUGUAUUGUAGGAAGAUGACUCCUUAUGCCAAUGAUGAGAAGCUAAUGAUACAUUACUUUCAAGACAGUCUGACAGGUCCUGCAGAUGCUUGGUUCUCUACUUUAGACAAAAGUAAGGUCAAAAGUUGGCAUGAUUUGACUUACAAUUUUAUGAAGCAGUAUGAAUACAAUACAUCCCUAGCUCCUAGUAGAGAAGAUCUUCAAAGAACAGAGAAGAAAUCAAGUGAAAGCUUUAAGGAAUUUGCUCAAAGAUGGCGUGGAUUGGCUGCUCGAGUUCAACCGCCACUAACUGAUCAUGAACUGAGUAAUUUAUUCAUUAAAUCAACUAAAGGGCCUUAUCGAGAAAAGUUGAUGACUUGUGUAAAUUACACUUUCACUCAGUUGGUUAUCGUAGGAGAGCAAGUGGAAGAUGGAAUCAAGUCAGGGAUUAUUAUUGAUUAUCAGGCAAUAAAGAGUCUCCUUGAACAAUACCACAAUGGUAGUUCAGGGAUUUCUAGUUCAAGGAAAGUGGGUCAGAAUCGAAAGAAGGAAAAUGACACUGGCACCGUUAGCUCAGUUUAUGAGACGUAUGGGAGAAAUAAUCAGCCACGUCCUCGAGGGCAAUUCAAUAAUUCUUUCCAAGCUCCAGCUUAUCAACCACCAAUUUUUACAAGUCAGCCAAGGCCACUCUAUGCCUCUGGGAUCAAUCGUCCACAACAAGAAAGAGUGAGACGACAUUUCAACAAACUUCCUUUGUCAUACACUGAAGUGUUUCAACAAUUGGUAGCAGUUGGUCUUGUUACACCCGUACCUAUGGUGCCAUUAAAUCCACCAUUUCCAACAUGGUAUAACCCACAAGCAAGAUGUGAAUACCAUAGUGGAGGUGUUGGACAUGACCUUGAAAAUUGUCUUGCUUUAAAGCACCGUAUCCAAGAUCUGAUAGAUGCAAAGGAGUUACAGAUUGCAUCAGAACCAAAGGUUGUUGGUCCGAAUAUCACUAAAAACCCCCUACCAACACAGGAUAGUUCAACGGUCAAUAUGAUCGAGAAGGAUUUUGAGGAAGGUCAAGAGGUGGCUGCAGUUACUCUCACCAAUCAAGUUUCAUCAACUCCUAGACAGCCUUUAAUAUUGAAGGGACCAACGCUUACAGUUCCACUCAAAGAAGGUGUAAAGCUUGAAGGGCUGAGAUGAAGAACUAGCAAAACAACGUCGUUUUGCCUGUAAGUUGAAAUAAAGCCCAGGGUUCUGUCGAACCCUAGCUUCCCAAAAUCUCAUUUCUUCCUUUUGCCGCCGACCAUCUCUAAGAUUUCACAAAAUUCUUCUUAUCCAUUCAAAGUUUGGAUAGCCCACAACAACACAAGAAGAGAUUUUCGGAUUUGAAGUUCUUAUCAAGAGUCGCAGAGGAUUUUCGAAGUCGAUUCAAAUUGGGAAUCCUAAUAUUUUAAAGGUAUGAAUCUAGCCUUAAAAAAGGGAAGAUGUGUAAAGGCUAGGGUAAUUUUAGGAUUCCAAUUUCAAAUAGGAUUAGAUUAUUAUCUGUAAUUUUGGGGAUUGGGAUUAGAAUUGAGAGUUAGAAAAAGGGUUGGAGUCCUCUCUAUUUCUGUAUAAAUAGGGGGGCACCUUCGGCUUGAAAAAAAAAAAAAAGAUUGGGGGAAGGAAGAGAGAUCCGAGAGUUGAGAGGGAGAAAGGGAGCGAAUCGAAAAAAAAGAAAAAGGAGAAGAAGCCGAGAGAAAGCAAAGAAGAAAAGUAGAACAGAGGUGAAGUAGCUGCAGGGGUUAGCGAAGAGGAAGCUUGUAUUUAGGAUUUCACAAAACAAUAAAGCAUUAAAUUUUGCAGCUCCUUACAGGUGUGAAAUUUAUUUUAUUUUACUACUUUUUUUCCCCUUUUACAUAUUCUGCAGCAUGGGUAAUCUUGUGUGAUUCAAGUAUCUCUUCUAUUAUUCGUUCUGGAAAUCGGAUGUGGUGAAAUUUUUGUUGCAAUGAAUCUUUUAUUUGAUGUAUUAUUCUUUUGUGGAAUUAACUUGUAUGAAUUAAUUAGGUGUUUGAGGGAUAAGACAAAGAUUUAGGAUGAAAUUUGUUUUUAUGAUUACAUGUUGGAAACCUCAAAUGAUGUGCAAAAUUGGGGAAAAGAAAUUUAUUUUAGGGAA
Molecule: messenger RNA, 2686 nt
Organism: Rubroshorea leprosula
Lineage: Eukaryota; Viridiplantae; Streptophyta; Magnoliopsida; Malvales; Dipterocarpaceae
Source: the annotation of a GenBank genome assembly